ACGGAUGUGUUCGGACUUGCGCUUUUUUCCUGGCUCUCCGUAGUGCUGUCUUGCUGCGGUUCCCCGAGGAGGUCCCGUUUGGUUCUUUGGAGCAGCAGGCGGCCGGUGACGCUAUCCUGGCACACAGGAUGUGUGUGUGGCCUGGCGUAUCAGCAUUCUGACAAGUCCAGUAAGAUGACUUCUCCAGGAAUCUAUGACCUUCCAUUAAACAUCUACGUCAUUAUCCUGGGCAUUGGGCUCUUCAUUUUCAUGCUGAGCAUGAUUUUCUGCUGCUACUUGUUCAGGCUGAGAAGGCAGAACCAGAGAGACCAAUAUGGAUACAAUGAGGUAGUCCUCAAGGGGGCAGGAAAGAAGCUAAGCCUUCUGGGACAGAUGUGUGCAGUGUGUUUAGAAGAGUUCAAAGCAAAGGAAGAGCUUGGAGUGUGUCCUUGUUCACAUGCAUUUCAUAAAAAGUGUCUGGUGAAAUGGCUGGAGAUUCGCAGCGUGUGCCCGAUGUGCAACAAGCCUAUCUGUAGACUGACAGAGGCGCGCCAGGAAGAAGUGCCACAAAAUCAACAGGAGGUCUGAGGAGACAGUGGAGCGGCGCAUAGCAACGGCUUCUCCCCCAGAACAGGUCACUUCACACACGUUCAAAACAUCCACUCCUUCAUUACGUCAACAUCCACGGGUGAAGCCUUUUUUUUUUAUUACUCUUCUGAUGCCUUACAGUAAUCAAAUCUGUCCGAGCAAACUCGAGAAGCAAAGAGAAGACACUUUGGAAAUGUGACAAGUGCAUCAAUGACGACGACGAUUAUGUAUGAUGAUCCAGAGCUCUCCAUCACGGGGCUUAGGGGUCAGAUGAUACUGUUGUCGUGAAUUGAAAAGAAUCUGUCUUAGAUGUGGGAUAAUAAAUGAAAUAGUUAAAAAAAAAAAAAAAAGACAUCAUGAGGAAAAGCAGUUGGCAGCCAAAUCUGCAAUGGGCUCCGUAGGGAGUGAUUUGCUGCUAACAAAGUCACAAGUAUGAAGUGGAGUCGGUGAGCUCUUUAAUAUAUUAUAUAUAUUAUUUUCUAAUAUGUUGUGCUUUCAAAUAAAAAAGAAAAAUCUG
Polypterus senegalus (gray bichir) is the source of this 1084-nucleotide messenger RNA. RefSeq names its product RING finger protein 122-like. The transcript is spliced from 6 exons. The annotation marks the transcript as partial. NCBI's taxonomy places the organism in Eukaryota, Metazoa, Chordata, Cladistia, Polypteriformes, Polypteridae. The record is from RefSeq and is a predicted model, not a curated record.